AUAUAGCGUGCACAUUUUCUAGCUGCUCGGCGUCGCGGCGUUGUUGGGUCCAUUAUCCGCCAUCUUGGCAUUUCCGGCCGACUUGGGUCAGCGCCGGAUGGCCCUGUAAUACUAAUGCGCAGCGCAAUUACAACCAACUUUACCUCUCGUGCAGACGCAAACAUUGCUAUGCAUGGUUGAGCGCUGCUGCCACACUACAUCCGCAACCGCCGGUGGUUGCUGCCCCAUUGCAAGCUUCGGCUUCUUGCCUGCGAGUACCUACUGGACCUAUAUUCACAACUAUGUACCACAUUAGCUUAUGCACAAUUUGAACGCAAUUCUGCCUGCAGCCCCUACAAGUCGCGAGCUAAGGUCUGCUGCAGCCCUUACUUUCGCUGUCGUCUGGGAACUUCAAGGCUGGCGCCGAGUGCCGCCGUAGCGGCAUCUUGAAAAGCUGAUUUAUCAACCUCGAAGCCAUGGAGGAGACAGGGACCAGGGUCCUUGCAUGCUCACCGAAUUUGCCCGGCGCUAUGGACCGGCAGUCAUGGACGCUUCAGGACUACCGUAUAACAAACACAUUAUACAGUGGAUACGCGGCCCAAGUGUACACGGCUACAUGCAGAUAUUCUGGCAUGGAGGUGGUGCUCAAAGUGUACAACGACGUAAACAAGGCUCCCGACGUUGCGCAACAUGAAAUGUACCGGGAGGUGGCCAUCCAGAGCAGUCUGCAGCACCACAACAUCGUGCACCUCUUCGCAGCAUUCCAGGAGGGCCAGACGCUGGUGCUGGUGCAGGAGUACGCGCCCGGCGGGGACCUGCUGGGGCUGAUGGCGGCUCACGGCGGCCGCGCGGACGAGGCCACGGUGGUGAAGACGGUGCUGCGGCCGCUGCUGGAGGCGCUGCUGUACCUGCACCGCUGGGGCAUCGUGCACCGCGACGUCAAGCCGGAGAACGUGCUGUUCGCGGCUGACGGCACCGUCAAGCUGGCGGACUUUGGGCUGGCCAUCAACAUGGUGGAGGAGCGGCCCGUCAGCCGUGUGGGCACACUCGACUACAUGGCGCCCGAGGUGCUGCGCUGCCCCAUCAAGCAGCACAUGGGCAUGGCGCCCGGCCCCACCACGCCCGCGCGCUACGGCUUCGCCACCGACUGCUGGGCGGUGGGCGUGGUGACCUUUGAGCUGCUGACCGGCCUGCCGCCCUACGCCUCCGACUGCCGAUACCAGGCCGAGGCGCGCAUCAUCGCCGCCGCGCCGCCGCCCUUCCCGCACGGCAUGUCGCACCCCGCGCGCGACUUUAUCCGGCGGCUGCUGGCGCCCAUCCCCGGCGACCGGCCCACCGUGCGCCAGCUGCUGGCACACCCCUGGAUCCUGGAUCCGGAGGCCUGCGUGUCAGCGCACCUGCACCACCAGCACGCCCACGCGGUCAGCUCCGCCAGCGCCCACCACUACUACCACCCCCUGCCGCAGCACGCUCAGCACACGGGCUGCAGCCCGCUCGCGACGGCGGGUGGCGCGGCGACCGCGUCCUCCCUCUCGGCGACGGCCUACUCCCACGCAGCGGCGCACGUGCACGCCUACGCCGGCGCCGCCGCGGCGUACUCGCCCUACGGCAGCGCGCACGCGCAGGCGCAGGCGGCAAUGACGUCAGCGUCUGUGCAUGCCACUACGUCGCAUCAGGCACAGCAGCAACAACAGCCUAGUACCUCGGGCGGCGACGCGACCUGCUCCGUCGCCGCAGGCCGGACCGCUGUCGCCCACGGUCUCGAGCAGCAGCCUUGCGCCGCGGGAAAGCAGCCGUCGGCAUCCGCAGCUGCCGCCACGCAGCAUGCGGCCGCUGCCGACCCCAUGCUGCUCUCCUCCUACUCCACGCUGCCUUACACCCAGGCGUCGGCAGCAGCAUCUGCAGCAGCAGCAGCAGCGGCCGCGGCACACCAGCAUCACGUGCACGCCAUGGCGGCGAGCCACCCGCACCCCGGCGCCUACCACUCCUCCUACCACUACCACGGCUCGCACGGGGCGCUGAACACGCCACCGUCCCAGGCGGCGUCGUCGCCAGCAGCCCCGGCCGCGCCCCAGGCCACGCUCUCCAUCCCCACCUUCUCCACAGGCAAGCACCAGCAGGCACACCCGCACCCGCACCCGCACUCGCACCCACAGGCUCCGCAGCCGCACCAACCACACAACCAGCCGGCUGCCUCGGCCGCUCCAGCUGCUGCUGAGUCGCAUCCGGACCCUGCAGUCCGGCAGCUGAACGAACAGCUGAGGGCGCUGCAGCAGCAUCAGCUGUUGGACCUGAGCAAGCUGCCGCUAGACCAGAUCCAGGGCGUCAUUGCGAAGCUGCAAGAAGCCAUGCGCAUCGCAGUCGUGCAUCAGCAACAGCAACAGCAGCAGCAUGCGCACUGCAGCACAGAUGGCGGCGUCACGGCCGCCUCCGCCGCGGCGUCGCCGGCUCCCACGGCGCCGUCGGCAGUCAGCGCUGCGGCGGCCAGGGCCGCCGCGAUCGGCACGGCGGAUGUUCAAAUGGAGGAGGCCGCCGACGUUGGUGCGUCUCAGACUGGUGCUUGCGGCUCCGCCGCUGCGCCGGCCGCCGCGGCCGCGGCCACGCCGGUUGCCAGCGGCAGCUGCGUGCACAGCAGCUGCCACAGCCCCCACUCACCUCUGUCGGUAGCGCGCCGCAACGCCGCGGCAGCCACCGCCUCCACCGGCGGCGCGGCGCCCUAUGUCCAGCAGGCCCCGCACGAACCCCAGUCCGCCGCUACGCCCUUUGCUUUCGCCGCCAGCCUCGCCAGCCACAUCCUGCACCACGCUUCUACGGCAAUGACGGCAGCGGCGGCUGCCGGCAGCGACUCGGCUUCCCACGCCUCCACCACCACGCCUGUGGGUUUUGGCGCGCACGCCGGUCCCAGCAGCAGCAGCCUAACCGCCAGCCGCCGCACAACGGCGGAGGCGACCGGCCCCGCCAUCGCCUGCUGCCAAGGCGCGUUGACGGCGGAGGCUGUCACCGCGGCCCUGCUCGGCAUGGCCCACCAGCAGUUUCAGCAGCACCAGCAGGGCACGUCGGCGGCGGCGACACCGGCGCCGGCGCAGUGCGGCAGCAGCCAGGAGGCCACGCCGCGCGCCGCCGUCUUUGAGGCCACCCUCCACUCGCACUCGCGUGCGCACACACACGCGCACACUCCGCUGGUAAUCCCUGCGCCACCGGCGGCGGCGCCCGCGUCGACAUCCGCCGGCGGCGCCGUGCCCAUGGACCGUGCCAGCGGCGGCGGCGGCGUGCACGACGGCGACGGCCUGGUUUACGUGAGCAUCGGCAGCAGCCGGAAGCUGCCCGCUGGCAGCGUUGGCGGCGCGCCGCCGACGCAGGCUCUGGUGGUGGUGGGCGGAAAUGACGCUGCUGCCGCUGGAGCGGGCUCAGGCGAGGAGGACGAGCUGCAGCGGGCUGCCCGGCAGGUGGCGGCGACGUGGUUCCAGCAGCAGCCCCAGCAGCAGCAGCAGCUGGCGGCGGCCACGGCAGCCAUGUCGUGAUUGUGACUGCUGUGGCUAGAAGGCGAGCUGGCGGGAGAAAGUGUCUGGCAGCAGGCACUUGAUCGCACAGGCGCGCAGCCAGCGUCAUGUAUGUCCCGGCCAGUGGUUGUGCAUAGCCGUGGAGAUUGGAGAGGGAGAGACGUUCAUGGUACUGUGUGGAACGAUGCCGUACUAGUGUGGAGAGAUGCCGUACUUGGUACUGAGCGAGAGGCGCCCUCUAGCUAGCUAGCCAGCCAGAGGGCCCUCCACACUCGACAGGGAACUGCACGAGUGCUUACACGAUGACCACGGGGGGCGAUGCUUGUUCGCCUUGUCAUGCAAGUAUACAUAACAACAUUACGUAAACGGCCUUGACAACGCCGCCUCAUUGAUUUGCGGCGAGCAAGGGUUGCCACCAUGAGCCUAGGCUGCGAGUGCGUGUUGCAAUGACAGGCUUACCCGCGCACAGGCCUUGUGGCACUAGCAUACUAGCAUGCUUUCCACAAUUGAUUUCUAAGUUCCGCGACCACUAAUUGAUUGUUUUAGUCGUGGCAGUGGACUAGGUGGACGCAUGCUAGGUGUGUGUGAAGUGGCAACAGCGACCACGGGCCGGCGGGUCGCACAGGCACCAGCAAACAUGGGCGUGGGGCAUAAGAUGCCAACUACCUCGUAGCUCUUCACGUCUAUCUUCCUUCUCUUUGUGGUUCAGGGCUGUCGUAGCACCAGCAACGCGCGCGCUGUGUUAGCAGGCCGUCUGCCUGACAUGUUUCCGCACUAGCAGUGUCGAGAGCUGAACGCUGAACUGCAGUAGUCAACAGCAUGUUUGGAGUAUUAUAAUGAAGUGCUGUGCACGGUAUGUGUUUGCAAGUUUAGUUUGGGAUGCGCACUGCAAAGUUAGUUGGCUGGGAGUGGGAGGCUGAGGAAGCCUGCUAGUCCCAGUGCGGGUGUGGCUGUCGAUCCAUACAGGAGGGCAGCAACGGGGCCAAAUGGUUUCUGUUGCGGUACAUGUCUGUCGGUUUGACCCGGAUGCCCUACGGCCCUGUACAUGCAUACCAAGCAAGACACGCGUGACUACGCGUGCUGACCGAGAGAGGGUUUGUGUGAGCCCGCGUGGGCCUCCACUUGGGGCGACACCGCCAGCACUACUGGCACACGCCCAAUGGCUAUUUCGAGGGAUAAUGCGGCGGCUUUGAGGAGACUCCUGUAAAGACGCUAACGC
Molecule: messenger RNA, 4698 nt
Organism: Chlamydomonas reinhardtii
Lineage: Eukaryota; Viridiplantae; Chlorophyta; Chlorophyceae; Chlamydomonadales; Chlamydomonadaceae
Exons: 7
Coding region: 456-3500 (1014 amino acids)
Biological process (GO): mitotic spindle organization; regulation of cytokinesis; protein phosphorylation
Cellular component (GO): spindle microtubule; spindle pole centrosome; chromosome passenger complex
Molecular function (GO): ATP binding; protein kinase activity
Source: RefSeq, a predicted model, not a curated record